UAUUAAUAUAUUAUGUAAUUAAUUAAACAAUUAUAUUUAAAUAUUGGUAUCAUCAUGUUGAGUCCGAAGAUGCAAAAAUCAGUCAGAGUAAAUGACUCUCAAAUAUUAAUGCUAUCAGAACGAGCUCAUUAUGAUCAUUCAUUAUCGGGUUAUUUACAUAAACGCACUGCUGAUUUAACUAAAUGGCAACUUCGUUGGUUUGUUCUUUAUCAGAAUUUAUUGUUUUAUUAUGACAAUGAAGCUUUUUUACGUCCAAGUGGUGUCAUUAUGUUGGAAGGUUGUUAUUGUGAUCGGCUUAUUACGACAACUAACAGUGGAAAGGAAUCAGAAAAAAAGUUUUGCUUCGCAAUAUCGUAUAGACGAGAAAACCAACGUCAAUACGAAUUGAAAGCUGACACGGAAUCGAAUUGUAAAUUGUGGAUUGAUGCCAUCAGAGAUGCAAGUUUCAAUAAGCUUCUAUUACAAAAGGAAGAGUUGGAACAGAAACAUUUGCAUCUGUUACAAAUAGUGGAGAGCGAAAAAACAGCUAAAUGGCAAUAUACGCAGCAAUGCGAAGAGCUAACGUUCGAAAUUAAAAAAUUACGCUCUGAGUUAUGUAUACUGAAACGAGAAUUGCAAUCAAAUUCAAAAUUUACUAUCGUUUCAAACGAUAAUAACAAUAAUGAUGAUGAUGAGGCUGAAGAUGAUGAUGAAUAUUAUAACGACGAAGAUGAAGAUGAAGAUGAAGAUGAUGAUGAUGAUGAUGAUAAUCAUGAUCAUAUUAGUAGCAGUGGUAACGUUAGUACUUUGACUGUUGGUGAAAAGAAUACGAGUAACAUUAAAAAAGUCCAUUCCCCGUCAUCAACUAAAGUAAUUACUCAAACUACUUCUACUACUACUGCUGCAACUACCACUGCAGGUAUUAAAACUAAAAAUCGUCGUCAUCACCGCAGGCGUAAUUUAAUUAACGUCAAUGGUAUUAAGAGUACAAAUUGUUCUGGUGUAUCAUCAUCAAAUACUGCUGGUAUUGUAGAUAUGGAGAAAAUAAAAAAAGUUCAAAGUUUUUUUCGCGGGUGGCUUUGUCGCCGUAGAUGGAAACAAAUUGUUGAACAGUAUAUUAAAAGUCCCCAUGCUGAAAGUAUGAGAAAAAGAAAUAGUUUGGUAUUUCGAAUGGUGGAAGCUGAAGAAGAAUACACGGAUCAAAUGGAAGUACUUGUUAGUUGUUUUUUAAGGCCCUUUAAAAUGGCUGCUAGUUCAAAAAGACCGCCUUGUAGUCAUGAAGAUGUCAAUAGUAUUUUUUUAAAUAGCGAGACGAUAUUGUUUCUUCAUCAAAUAUUUCUCAAAGGUCUUACCUCACGUAUGGAAAAUUGGCCAACGCUUGUACUUGGUGAUUUGUUCGAUAUGUUACUUCCAAUGUUAUCAAUUUAUCAAGAAUAUGUCCGCAAUCAUCAUUACAGUCUUCAAGUAUUAACAGAAUGUAAACAAUCUUCGCCUUCAUUUGCCGCAUUAUUAACGCGCUUAGAAAAUAAACCAGCCUGUCGGGGUCGGUCUUUAGAAACUUUUCUCACCUAUCCAAUGCACCAGAUUCCACGAUACAUUAUUACUCUACAUGAAGUAUUAGCUCAUACACCUCAUGAUCAUGUAGAACGUAAAAGUCUUGAAAAUGCUCGACAACAAUUAGAAGAUUUGUCACGACAAAUGCAUGAUGAAGUCAGCGAAACAGAAAACUUGAGAAAAAAUUUAGCUAUUGAGAGAAUGAUUGUUGAAGGAUGUGAUAUACUUUUAGAUGUUAAUCAAGUAUUUGUAAGACAAGGAACGCUUGUUCAAAUUUUGGACAAAUCUCAUGGAAGUAGUAGUACUGGUGGAUUACUUUGGAGUAGAACAAGUGCGAUAACUUUUGGACGUAAAAAAAAUAAUAAUCAUAAUGGGGCACUGAGACAGUGUUUUCUAUUUUCAAAUCAUUUAAUUCUUACAAUACGACAACAGUCUGAUGGGGAUGAUUUGGGUCGAUUAACUAUUGUACCUGGUACUGGUAAAAUUCCACUGUGUGAUGCGAUACUUAUAGAGGAUCCGAGUGAACAAACUAUAUCAGCAGCUGCGGCAUUUGACGAUGAUGAAAUAUCAGUUUGUUCCUUAUCAAGUGGGUCAACAGCAUCAGCAGUAUUUAGUGAAAGUAGUAGUAUUUUUUAUGGCGGUAGCAGUAGUAGUACUGGUGGAAAUACUUCCUUCGGAAACCGUGAUUUUAAAAUUAUGUUAGAUACUAAAUUAGGUGGUCCAUUAGUUACAAUUCAUCUGUUAGCUCCAACAAUGCAGGAAAAAGCUGCAUGGAUUAGUGAUAUAAGUCAAUGUAUGGAUAACGUACACUUUAAUAAUUUACUUGGUCAUUCAAUAAAUGGCGGUGGUGGAUCUUUGUCAUCAUCUUCGUCGGACACAAGUUCUGCAGUGAUAAUGCCGCAUUCAAUAAAGAAUGACCCCAAAUUAUUUAAUGACGAUGUUGAUAUAAGAUUUAGCCAAACAUUAAACUCAUGUAAACUUCCUCAAAUACGUUAUGCAACACCUGAAAGAUUAUUGCAACGACUGACUGAUUUAAGAUUUCUCAGUAUUGAUUUUUUGAAUACAUUUUUAUUAACAUAUCGUGUUUUUACUGACAGUGUCACAGUGUUAGAGGCGUUGAAAAAAGUUUUUUAUAAUUCCGACUCUCCAGCUUAUUUGUCUUUCCCUACGGCAGAAACUUCUCACUAUCAUAAAAAAAUUCAAGAAGAAACUGCUGCUACAGCUGUCAAUAAUUCAUAUAUUUCACUUGAUAAAAUUAACAAUGAAACUUCUAAUAAAGAUCAAACAGCUUCGACUUCCGGUGCCAAUCAGCAUCAGUCCUCAAUGCUAGAUGAUCAAAAACAAAAUAGUUAUACAUUACGUAGAAUAAGCGGAGCUAGUUCUGUUUCCGGUUAUGAAUCAUCUGAAAUAAGUGAUUCGCGUGAUCAAGUAUUAGUACGUAGUAAUAAUUGUUCUUGUCAUCAUGAACCUAUUUUAUUAUUACCAAAGUCAUCAUCGACAUCAACAGCAUCAGCAUCAAAUAGUAACAAUAGUAAUUUUAAUUGUAAAUUAAAAGAAGAAGAUCAUCACCAUUAUCAUCAUCAUUCAGUAUCUAAAAAUGAUGAUUGUUUAAUUAAAGCUAAAAAUAAUAAUGGCGAUAGUAAAUCAGGACAAUCUUCAAUAGAUAAACAGCAACAAUCAUCGACUGCCAAUAAUUUUAAUGUUAAAAUAGACAAUGAAAAUGAUAGUACGCUAUCAAGUUAUCUUACAAUACCUAAAGCCAAUAUGACGGGUUCUUCAUCAAGUUCUGAGACAUUAACAGACAUGAUGGUCAAUAAUACUCCACCAUCAGCUCCUUCAUCACCCAGUAACAAAAGCUCUAUUACUUUAAUUGACUCUACUGGUUGUGGUAAUGCUGCUGAUAGUAACGAUUCAUCAAAAGGUUUUUUUACUGCCUCAAUUGAUGAUAGCCAUAAUUCAACACGUAAUGUUUCUUCGCCGGAUCAGAAGAGAAAAAUUGAAAUUAUUGAAAAAAAUUUUUCUACUAAUGAUUCGCAGUCAAAUUAUUCACCAAAAACUCCCACCUCAAGAUCGAAAUUUGCUGGCACUGUUACUGCUGAGACACCAAUUGGCUCUCAUAAAAAAUAUGACUCGGAUAAAAAUGAGUCAUGGACAGUCACUGUGACAUCGGAUGACGACAGUUCAUUAUCGUCACCAUUAAUUAAUCAAUCUCACCACAAUCGUCGUUAUAUUGAACAACAGCAACAACAACAUCGAGCAUCCGUUGUAUCAGCCCCACCGAUCGCUACUUACGACAGUCGUCGUAGUAGUGGAUCCAUUUCGACUAUCGUUGGGAAUUAUUGGACUGGUAGAAGAUCAUUUCAAGAGGGUACUGGUGGUAAAAAUUCAAAACUGUCAUAUGGGUUUCAAUCUACACCUCAUUAUCAUCAUGAUAUACCUCCACAAGUAUCUAGAAAAGCUGGAGUUGUUAUCACUAGUUCUCGACAAAGUCACAGAAGAAGGAGUACAUCUACUGCAGCAGCAGCAUUUGCCAUAGCGACAUCAGCUUCCAGUAACCCACCAGACAUUAUUAGCAGUAAAUCGUCUGAAUACUCAGGCGAUACCGCAAAUAGUAAAUUACAUCGUGUCGAUGGCCCGUGUAUUAUUGAUAGAAAUCGACGCAAAGAGCCUAUUUCUACAGCAGCAACUAUGCGUGUCAUAAAUGUCUUAAGACACUGGGUUUCUAAACACGCUCAGGAUUUCGAACUAAAUAGUGAACUUAGAAAUUUAACGAUAGAAUUUUUAGAGGACAUUGUAGACAACCCAAAUUUAUUACCUGCAGAGCAUAAGGCUGCUAAUCAAUUGUUGCGAUUGUUAAAUAAAGAAGAAUCUGAAAGUAAUAAAAUUGAUUUAGUCCGUUUGUUAUCACCACCGUCACCAUCGCGCACGAUACAAACUAAAGAAAAUAUUGAAACUCUGUCCGCACUAGAAAUAGCUGAGCAAAUGACUUAUUUAGACCACAAGAUAUUUAUAAAUAUUUCAAGCGAGGAAUUUCUUGGACAAGCUUGGAUGAAAGCGGACAAGACAGUUCGUGCACCUCAUAUUAUAUUGAUGACAAAAAGAUUUAAUGAAGUGUCUCAACUAGUUGUGUCAGAAAUCAUUCGAAGAUCUAAUUUAUCGGCCAGAGUUACUGCCAUUGAAAAAUGGGCCGCGGUGGCUGAUAUUUGCCGUGUGUUGCAUAAUUAUAAUGGUGUUUUACAGAUUUGCGCUGCGUUUACUAACAGCAGUGUUUAUAGAUUAAAGAAAACUUGGGAAAAAGUUUCUAAAACGACAAAACAAACAAUUGAAAGAUUACAGAAUAUUGUUUCAUCUGAUGGGCGAUUUAGAAACUUAAGAGACGCAUUGCAUCGUUGUGAUCCGCCCUGUAUUCCUUAUUUGGGCUUAUAUUUAACUGACUUGUCAUUUAUUGAAGAAGGUACUCCGAAUUUUACAGAUGAUGGCCUUCUUAAUUUCUCAAAAAUGCGGAUGAUCGCUCAUGUGAUUCGUGAAAUCCGGCACUUCCAACAGACGCCCUACAAAAUAGAACUAAUAACUAAAGUAACAAACUAUCUACUCGACACAACAUUACUUCUUGAAGAAGAUGAUCUAUAUCGUAUGUCUUUGGAAAUAGAACCGAGAACCUCCAGACUUAGUAAUGCAACUUUUAUUAGUAUCCCUCCUACCACGAGCAUUAUUCACAACAAUCAAACUUCAACAAAAUAAAUCAAAUUACUUUAUUUUUUACAAUCUCUAUAAAUAUAAAUAUAAAUAUAAAUAUCAAAAGUUAAUAAUAUACAAUCUUGAAAGUACAAUAAUUUAUAAGAAUUUGCCUACUAUACAAACUUUAAAACACUUGUUUUCCAUAUCUGCUGUUAUUAUAUUACUAUACAUUCUACAUAUAGCAAUUAUGAGUAAACCUGAUGAAUCGGGCUCCAUUUAUUUUUACAAUAAAAUAUAAAAAAAGAAAAAAAAAGUCAAUGAAUAAAAUUUAUUCAUUUUUUUCUUUUUAUUUAUAUUAUAAUUUUUUCCGUAAGCCUGCCCUGUAGAUACGAAUCCAAAUAUAGUAAACUUCAAAAUUUGAGACAGCCCGGGAAAAAAAGUUUAGAUCUGCCUAGAUCAAAUUUGAUAAGGUGUGAUCAAAUUUUAUGUAUGAACAGAUCUGAUUUGAUCUGGGCAGAUAUAGACAAAAUGCCGAUCUAAACUUUCUUUCCCGGGAGUUUUGAACUUUGAAUUGACAUUUUCGAACCUUUAUGUAGCCUUCUACCAUUAAAAAUUAAGAAUAAUAAUUAAAUUUGAAUUAUAAUUCUGUUGCACCCUAAUAUAUUAGGGUGAGCCAAAAAAACCAACCUAUCGAAUUUACGUCUUAAAAAGGACCUAUAUAUCGAGAAAAAAAUUCUCCCAUUGGGCAAAAUUUUUAGCUCAAUUUUAAAUAGUGUCGGUAGCCAUUUUAAAUUUCCUGUUUAAAUAACAUGCAAAAAUUUUUUUUUUUAUUAAAAAUAUUAUAACUUUUGAACCAUGUGAGACAAAAAUUUGGCUCUAGAAUAUUCUUGUAGGGCAUUAAAUUUCGUAAAAGAAAGUCCUGGGAGUCGAAUUUGUAAAUUUGAUAUUUCGUAUACUAACAGGCCAUCAAAGUCUAGAGUAAACAGAAUCAUACAAAUUGGAGGCUUUAUUAUUAAAAAUGUCAAUACUACGAGAAAAUUUGUUUUACAUGUAAUGCAAUGAAAUCACCAACAAUAUCCACGUUGUAACAAAUAAUAUUUUGUUGUCGAUCACAAUAAACGAAAAGAAUUUGGAAAAUCCAAAUAAAGCCUUAAAUUUGUAUGAUUCUGUUUAAUCCAGACUUUGAUAGCCUGUUAGUAUACGAAAUAUCAAGUUUACAAAUUCGAGUCCAAAGACUUUCUUUUAAGAAAUUUAAUGCCCUACAAGAAUAUUCUAGAGCCGAAUUUUUGUCUCACAUGGUUCAAAAGUUAUAAUAUUUUUAAUAAAAAAAAAAAAUGUUGGAAAAUCCAAAAGUGCACACCUCAAUCGCUCAAUUUAUUUUUAAUCAUUACUUUUAUUUUUAUAUAAUAUUAAUAUAUUUUUUUUUAUUAUGAACUUUUAUUCAACUUACAAAUUAUCAAUUUGAUUUUUUUAUUUUUAUUUCUUAUUUUCAGUUUAAUAUUUUUUUACUAACAUUUUUUUCUAAAUAUCCCGCCUUGUUUUGUCUUAAAUGUCGCUUUUUUUUUCAAACAUAUUGAUACGCUAGUGCUGCCACCAGUAGUUGAUAGAGAGAAACAAUGAAAAAAAUAAUAACAACAGUAAAAAAAUAGCAGCUAAAUUUUUCACGAAGAAUCAGUUUUCACGUUUUUUAUUAAUUACACCAAAACAAAAAGGAUUCAGAUAGUAAUUUUUGAAAGGGUUCUUGUGAUCAGAAAUACACAGAUAAUAAAAAAAAAAUUAAGUCGAUAAGUCUUGUUUUUCGAAAGUUAUCGUGUUUAGACGAGUCCGAACACCACAAUUGACGCACUGAAGGCUUCGGACUAAAUCAUUUUUUUUUAAUUAAUCACAUCAUUAAUCAAAUAAGGAUUGCAUUGAAAAAUUUUUUUUAAUAAAUUUCCUUUAAAAUGGUAUAUAUCAUUAACAACUUUGGUGUACUAUAAAGAAAGUAGAGAAAAUUUAAAGUCAGUGAAAGGGCCGAGAGUGAGAGAGUGACAGUAAAGCACACCUAACGCUUUCGCGAUUGAGGUGUGCAAAAAUUUUUGCAUGUUAUUUAAAUGGGAAAUUUAAAAUGGCUACCGACACCUUUUAAAAUUGAGCUAAAAAUUUUGCCCAAUGGGAGAAUUUUUUUCUCGAUAUAUAGGUCCUUUUUAAGACGUAAAUUCGAUAGGUUGGGUUUUUUUGGCUCACCCUAUAAUAUAUAUAUAUAUAUAUAUAUAAAUUUUGUUGAUCAAUAUAGGUUCUAUUACAAGGUGAAGUAUAUUUUAUAUAAAUUUUGUGUUAUUUUUUUGAAAAUCCGCAGUAGAAAAGAACAGUUACAAAGAACCUACAAAAAAAUACGUUUUGCUAUUUUUUAUGUUCAAAAAUCGGAGCCGUGAUAUAAAGGUUUCUCAAAUUCUUAUUAUUCCUUUCGCUUUUACACAGUCAUUAUCAUCCUACAAAUAUACAUUAUCUGUGAUUUUUGACAUAUUUUAGCUUUAAAAUUCUAUGUAUAAUUGUUGACGACAAAUCUUUAAAAACAAAAGUUAUAAACACACUAUUUAAUAUAUAUAUAUGUAUACUAUUAUUGAUUAUUGUAUUACAUAAAACAAAAGAUCAAUUUAAAAAAAAUGUUUGCGUGUAAGCGUUUUACAAACAAUAGAGACUCCUUGAUCUAUUACAUAUAUUUAUAAUUAAAAUAACAACUUAAAUUAUUAAUCUAAUUAGAGCGUCAUUUUUCAGCAAAUUUUUUUUUCUUUAAUUGAAAAUUUUUUAUGCUCUAAAAAAUUCUCCAAGCCUUUAAUCAGACAUUUCAAAGGUCACAUACUUUAUAACUGCGCUAUUUAAAAUAUUAAAAAAAAAUUUCUUUUUCUCGUCAUUAUAAUUUAUAAUUAUGUAUGAAAUUUUUUCCAACCUUAUUAAAUAUACACUAUUAUAGGACAUUAGAUUCUCUAUAAAAAAAGUCCUUUGCGUCAAUAUAUGGAAGUUUCUUUAAAGAAACUUAAUUUUUUAUUUAAAUUCCGAUAAAAUCUCUCACACCGUUGGAGUUUUCACGUUACAUAUAUCGAAAGUAAAUGAGUAUUUUAUCGAGAAUCACGUGGUCCACAAAAAGAUUGGAAGAAUCAAUUGAUAUUUUAAUAAUUCAAAAAGUUAAAGGCUUUUCAAAAUUAUAACAUAAAUAAAUAAUUUAAUUGUUUUUUUUUAAAGCGCGGUAUUUUGACUUGUGAAACUUUAUGAUGAGUUCUGAAUAUUUCUAGAUGAAAGUAAAUAGAAAUGCAAGAGAAGUUUUUUUUUUUUUCUAAAGAGUGAUUAUAAACUUCAACGCUAACUUUUGACAUUCUAAUUAACUCAUUAACGUCCAUAGAAAACUCAGCAGGGAUAAAAUUUUUUAGAUCUCAGAAAUACUUUAGAAGUUGAAAAAGAUAAAUUUUCUCUGUAUAAAAUAAAUAUUUUUAACACGAUUAAUUAUUUUCAAACAAAUAUGAUAAGAAAAUUUUAUUUCAAUCAUACAAUAUGGGAAAGUUGGGUAAAAUGAGCUGUGAAAAAAAAUGGAUCCCAUAAAUUUUUGUAAAAAAUUUUAACAACAGCAGCGACAUCAUGGAGCGAUGAGGGCAACUUUAAAUUAUUUUCAAAAAAUUUUUGAAUCCAAAAUCCAUUAUACAGUUUUCAAUUAAAAAAAAAAAUAUGAACGUGUAAAAUACAUCAUUUCAUUUUUACAUGAAAUAACCUGGUGACUGAAAAUGUUUUUUCUCAGAUGUUUUAAGAACCGAAUAUUAAAAUUUAGUUGCUAAUAAAACAAUUUUUUUUAACCGCUAGAAUAAAUGAUUGACAAUAAGAAAUUAUCAUUCUCUAAGUUUUCCAUGGCGGUAAUGUGUUAAAUGUACCCUAUAAAAAUGAAUUAGUGAAAUUUACUGCGAAUCAGUGGAUAGUCAUCACUUCUACAGCUAUAAGUAGACCACUAAUUCAACCAGUGGUAUACUUAUAGCUGAUUCGCAGUGGAUAUCCACACGGUAAGAAAUAUUUUGCGGAUAUCACUAUGCCAGUAUGGGCGUGAACGCCACACUGCACGGAAAAAAAUAGAUGCUGCAACAGGACGCCAAACUGUGGGAGCAAUAGGACAAAAUCCUGUUGCAGCAUCAGGAUUUUUUCUGUGGAAUAAAUAGGAUAAGGAACAAGUUUCAUGUACUAAUUUUUUUGUCCGUAUAGUGAAAUUUCCAAAUUAAAAAAAAAAUUCAAAGUUUGGAAAAAAUAAAAAUUUGUUUUCAAAGUUGAUUUUUUUUUUAAAUUGAAAUUUUUUUCAAAUUUGGAAAUUUCAUUAUACGGACAAAAAAAUUACUACAUGAAACUUGUUCCUUAUCCUAUUUAUUCCACAGGAAAAAUCCUGUUGCUGCACCUAUUUUUUUCCGUGUGUAUAGUAUCGAAGAUUUUUAUAGGUUAUAAAACUGUAUGCAUAGAUGAUUCAACCAUUGCGGGAAUAGUAACAUUGGCAAUAGUUAUCGCGGACGCCGCAAUGUCAGUAUGGCCGUCGAGCCCUUACUGUAUUGCCGUAUCCACAUUGCUUCUAGCCGGUAAACCUAGUCUAACGACAUCUACAUAGUUUUAGUGGUAAUACGAUAGUAUAUAUUGAUUGACACGCCAGAAAUUAUGGCGGGAAAAACUAGUAGCAGUGUGUCUUCGGCAUUGUAGUAUGGGUCUCAGGGCCAUGCUGUUUCGCCGUGCCUGCUAUGCAUACGUGUGAGCAAUACAAUAGCUCCAGUACUAUACAGUAUAGUAAAUAACGCCAUACUUCUGGGACUCGUUACAAUACUGUCUUGGAAUAUUUCACAUACUAUUUUAGUAUCUGUCUUGAGACCACACCAGCAUGGUGUAGAACGCCAUGCAUUUCUUACCGCACACUAAUUUGCGGUGAAUUUCACUAAUUCAUUUUAAGAGACUACACGGAUUUUUUUUUAAAUUAUAUCACCGAAAUAUUUCACAUAGUGAUUGCUGCGAAAUGACACUCAAGUAAUAUUUAAAUAAAAGCGAGAUUCUUUGUUAUUAAAUAUAUAUUGCUCAAACGAUAUUAUGUAUAUAUUUUUAUCGAUUGACAAUCAAAAUAUAAAUUUGAAAUAAAUAUUCAUGGCUGAUAGCUGAAAAAAGAUUUGAAAAAAAAAUUAAAUAAAAAAUAUAAAAUAAUUAUUCCGACUUUAAAACUGUUGAUACAUUAUAUAUAUUUAUAUUAUCCGUUGAUCUCCAAAAAAAGUGUAUUGAAAUUAUUCAUCUGUGCAUAAAUAAACAAUAUAUAUAUAUAUAUAUAUGUAAAUGAAUUUAUAUAGCUCUAUUUAAAUAUCACAUUAUGACAUUUUAAAUUACUGAAUAACAUUCAUAAAUAUAUAAAUAUUUAGUUGGAGGGUAUUUUAUUAUAAUUACUGAGAGCAAUUAUUAAAUUUUACUCAUGACCAUUCUAUAAAAUAUAUUUCGUAUUAAAUAAAAAAAACAAAAAAAAAAAUAUCAAGAUUGUAAGCUGCCAUUUUCAUGGGUAAAAAUAUUUACUGAUAAAAUGUUUAUGGAUAAAUUGUUACUGUAUUAUUAAAUUAUAUAACUUUUAGUAUUUUUUUUGCUUUUGUAAUUUGUUUUUUUAACUUUAUAAUUGAGUGCGUGAAAUACUUCUAUAUACGUAAUGAUGAAGCCUAAAAAUAAGGUAAAAAAAAGUUAUUACAUUGUUUAUUAAAGUUGUUGAAAAGUUUAAAAUAAUUGCGAGUGAAAUAUAUAUAGCGUGUAUCAUAAUUAAUUAUGGUGAGUAAUUAAAGUGAAUGAAUAGUAGCUGGAGGAGUUUGGAAGUUUUAUGAAAAAAUGAAUAACAGAUAUGCUAUAUUGAAGAGAAAAAAAUGAUAUUAUGAAUGUUUGAACUAUGUUGCUAUAUGAAUAUUAUUAACUAAGGGUAUUCUUCUAUUGAAAUGAUCGAGACGUGGUUAGUUAUAAUUGAUAAUUUUAUUCAGUUGAAAUAAUAAAUGAAAAAAAUAUUCUAUGUACAUACUUUAUGUUUGGUAAUUUAUUUUAUAAAUUAUAUUUUAUUGGUAUUUAAAUGAGUGAUUCUGCCAUGCUUGUGGUACUAUAAAUUAACAGAACAUAUAGAUGCCAGUUAAAUUGCGGGCAGAAUUAUUUUCAAUAAAAACAAAAUUUAUAAUUGAAAUAUAUGGGUAUAAUUAUCGAGGAUUAAAAAUGUAACAAAAAAUUAAUACGAUUCAAAUGACGAGUUUCAAAAUAAAGUUAAAAAGAUUAAAUGUUUUUUUUUUUUUACAUAUUGUUGAUUUAAAAAAACAGAGCAUCUGAAGUAAAUAAUUAUUUACAUCGCGAUAGUGAGUAGUGAGUAUGAGUAUAAUACUUGAAGAAUUUACUAAAUCGGUAAAUAAAUGAAUUUAUUUAACUGGUGUCAGUGCCAAGAAAACUGUCCCGAGAUAAAUGCUGCGGCGUUUCUUUUGUUCUAUUUACUUUUACCCGCACUUGAGUCACUUAAAUGUCUAAUUAAAUCUACACUUUUAGUUAUUUGUGACCGAAAAUUUGCCACAACAUUAUUUAAAUUUAGUACAGCGUAAAUGUAAAAAUAUAAGAAAUAACAGAUGUAACCAGUUUUUAUAAAAAUGUUAUAGCCGUUGCUUCUUGACUGUCACUUCCGCUCGUCUGCUUUCGUCCGAUGAAUUUAUUCUUUUAAAAAUUUUGUGAAAAAAUUUUCACUCCUUAAAUCUUUUACCAUAAAAUUAUAAGAACAACAUUUUUUUUUUCUUUUCAUUUCAAUAGAAGAAUCCCCUGAUAAAAAUUUAUUUUAUUAUUAUUUUUUUAAUUAUCGUAUAAUAGUAAUUGAAUUAUUGUAUUGGACCAAUUAUUUUAUGUACAAUCUCUUGAUUCAUAUCACUUAAACCGAUUAAAAUUUAAUUCAAUUAAUCUAUAAAGUUUAUCAGAAGCAUAUUGAAUGUUGAGUCUAUCAAAAAUGAAAUCAUACAUCAAACUACCUCUAUACAUUUUAUUUCAAACAAACAAAUAAAUAAUAAAUAAAGAUUAACGUUAUUAAUAAAAUAAAUUAAAGAUGUGAUCACUUGUGUAAGUGUAUAUUAAUUGAUCAAAUAUUAAUUACAUAAAUUACACGCGAUACGAUGUUAAAUAGAUAUGUUAAAUGUAUUUGUGAUGUAUAACACACUCGGGUUAUUAUUCAUUGCACGUUUUAUUAUAAAAAUAAAUAUGUAAAAUAUACAGAUGAACAUAGGUGCACUUAAAAAGAGAUUAAAGCUUUGAAAUAUUUCAAUUAAAACAGUCCAGCACCACAAAUCUAUAUGCGUGACUGAAUACAACAUAUUAAAUGUCAAUUUAAAUUAAAUCACGUGUGCAUUGUAAUUGUAAAUAAUCGAUUAUUUAUGAAAAUAAAUAAAUCCGGUUAAUGAGUUAUAUAUUAUUAAUAAAUUAUUGAACAUUUAUUUGCAUGCGCCGCGGUUGAACAAUCUUUAAACUAUUUCAAUAGUAACUCAAUUUUGUUACUACACUGUAAAAAAUCAGGAGUGAAUUCGGAGUGAUUACGGAUUUUGUUUCAAUUCGCAUUCACUCCAAUUUGGAGUUUUAAUAUUCAAAUAAACUCCCUUUAGGAGUUAAUUUCACUCCGAGGGAUUAAAUAAAUACGUAGUCAUCCGCCCGCAUUCACUCCGGAUUUAAUUCACGUUUACUCCGCUAUUUUUUACAGUGUACAUAAAAUAUUUCAUUAUUAUGAAAAUCUGUUGAUCUAAUAUUAUAGGUACUUGAAAUAUCGACUAAUAAAAAAAAAAAAAAAAAAAAAAAAAAAAAAA
Molecule: messenger RNA, 13037 nt
Organism: Microplitis mediator
Lineage: Eukaryota; Metazoa; Arthropoda; Insecta; Hymenoptera; Braconidae
Product: ras-specific guanine nucleotide-releasing factor 2-like
Exons: 21
Coding region: 55-5274 (1739 amino acids)
Biological process (GO): positive regulation of GTPase activity; Ras protein signal transduction
Cellular component (GO): plasma membrane
Molecular function (GO): protein binding; guanyl-nucleotide exchange factor activity
Source: RefSeq, a predicted model, not a curated record